Messenger RNA from Mus caroli (Ryukyu mouse), 7923 nucleotides. NCBI's taxonomy places the organism in Eukaryota, Metazoa, Chordata, Mammalia, Rodentia, Muridae. The record is from RefSeq and is a predicted model, not a curated record.
UCAGGCAGGGGACAGCGUCCCGCCUGUAGCCCGGCGCUUGGUCCAGGCUCGAUCCCCGCACCCACGCGCCGCCUAGCCUUGUAUUCUCUUCUUCUCUCCUCUCUUCCUCUCUCUCUCUCUCUCUCUCUCUCUCUCUCUCUCUCUCUCUCUCAAUCACUCGUUCACCUAGACCCUGGCCAGUCACCGGCGUCCCCUGCCUCGGUGUCCCCACCCUCUGUACCCUAAGCUGUACCCCUGCGGCUGGCGAGGGGCCGCGGACCUGGCUGGAGAUGCGAAUCCUGCAGAGCUUCCUCGCGUGCGUUCAGCUCUUGUGCCUGUGUCGCCUGGACUGGGCUUAUGGAUACUACAGACAACAGAGGAAACUUGUUGAAGAGAUUGGCUGGUCCUACACAGGAGCACUAAAUCAAAAAAAUUGGGGAAAGAAAUAUCCAAUGUGUAAUAGCCCGAAGCAGUCUCCUAUCAAUAUUGAUGAAGAUCUUACACAAGUGAAUGUGAAUCUUAAGAAACUGAAAUUUCAGGGUUGGGAAAAAGCGUCCUUGGAAAACACGUUCAUUCACAACACUGGGAAAACAGUGGAAAUAAAUCUCACCAAUGACUACUAUCUCAGUGGAGGACUUUCAGCAAAGGUCUUCAAGGCAAGCAAGAUAACUUUCCAUUGGGGAAAAUGCAAUGUGUCAUCUGAAGGAUCGGAACAUAGUUUAGAAGGACAGAAGUUCCCACUGGAGAUGCAAGUCUACUGCUUUGAUGCGGACAGAUUUUCCAGUUUUGAGGAAGCAGUUAAAGGAAAAGGAAGAUUAAGGGCUUUAUCCAUUUUAUUUGAGGUUGGAGUUGAAGAAAAUUUGGAUUACAAAGCCAUUAUUGAUGGAACUGAGAGUGUUAGUCGUUUUGGAAAGCAGGCUGCUUUAGAUCCAUUCGUCUUGCAGAACCUCCUGCCAAACAAUACUGACAAGUAUUACAUUUACAAUGGAUCAUUGACAUCCCCUCCCUGCACAGACACCGUAGAAUGGAUUGUUUUUAAGGAUACAGUUAGCAUCUCUGAAAGCCAGCUGGCUGUAUUUUGUGAAGUUCUCACAAUGCAACAGUCUGGGUAUGUCAUGUUGAUGGAUUACUUACAAAACAAUUUCCGAGAACAACAGUACAAGUUUUCCAGGCAGGUGUUUUCCUCAUAUACUGGAAAGGAAGAGAUCCACGAAGUAGUGUGUAGUUCAGAACCAGAAAAUGUGCAAGCUGACCCUGAGAAUUACACCAGCCUUCUGGUCACAUGGGAAAGACCUCGGGUUGUUUACGACUCGAUGAUUGAGAAGUUUGCAGUUCUUUACCAGCCACUGGAGGGAAAUGACCAAGCCAAGCAUGAGUUCUUAACAGAUGGCUAUCAGGACUUGGGUGCCAUUCUCAAUAAUUUACUACCUAACAUGAGUUACGUUCUUCAAAUAGUGGCCGUAUGCUCUAAUGGUUUAUAUGGAAAGUACAGUGACCAGCUGAUAGUGGACAUGCCCACUGAAGAUGCUGAACUUGACCUUUUUCCUGAAUUAAUUGGGACUGAAGAAAUAAUCAAGGAGGAAGAAUAUGGAAAAGACAAUGAAGAAGACACUGGCUUGAAUCCUGGUAGAGACAGUGCCACAAACCAAAUAAGGAAAAAGGAACCCCAGGUUUCUACCACGACUCACUAUAAUCACAUGGGGACUAAAUACAAUGAAGCCAAGACUAACCGAUCUCCAACAAGAGGAUCUGAAUUCUCCGGAAAGAGUGAUGUUCCCAACACUUCCCCGAAUUCUACUUCCCAACAUGUUGCUGAAUUCGAAACAGAAAGAGGAAUUUCCUUGCCUUCUCAGACUGGAACUAACCUGCCACCACACAGUGUGGAAGGCACUUCAGCCUCCUUAAACAGUGGCUCUAAAACUCUCUUUAUCUUCCCACAGAUGAACUUGUCUGGGACUGCAGAAUCCUUAAAUACGGUUUCCAUAACAGAGUACAAAGAGGUAUCUGCUGACAUCAGUGAGGAAGAAAACUUCCUGACUGAUUUCAAGCUCGAUACGGGAGCCGAUGACUCUUCAGGCUCCAGCCCCUCAACCUCCACUGUCCCCUUUUCCUCAGAUAAUCUAUCCCAUGGAUACAUAACUUCUUCAGACAUGCCUGAGGCUAUCACUUAUGAUGUCCUUAAGCCAGGAUCUACAAGAAAUGCCCCAGAGGAUUCAGCUCCAUCAGGUUCAGAGGAAUCACUGAAGGAUCCAUCUCUUGAAGGGAGUGUAUGGUUUCCUGGCUCCACAGACCUAACAACACAGUCUGAGACUGGAUCCGGCCGAGAGAGCUUUCUCCAGCUUAACUCCACAGACAUACAAAUUGAUGAAUCGAGGGAGACAACAGAGUCAUUUUCUCCAGAUGCUACCGUGUCACAGUAUCCUUCAGUCACAGACAUGGGAAUGCCACAUUAUUCUACCUUUGCCUACCUCCCAACCGAAGUGACACCACAGGCUUUCACUUCAUCCUCCAGACCACUUGAUUUGGCUCCUACUAUCAACAUCCUCCAUUCACAGACAACUCAACCAGUAUACAAUGGUGAGACACCUCUUCAACCUUCCUACAGUAGUGAAGUCUUUCCUCUAGCCACCCCUUUGUUGCUUGACAAUCAGACCCUCAACACUACCCCUGCUGCUUCAAGUAGUGAUUCGGCCUUGCAUGCUACGCCUGUAUUCCCCAGUGUUGGUGUGUCAUUUGAAUCCAUCCUGUCUUCCUAUGAUGAUGCACCUCUGCUCCCAUUUUCCUCUGCUUCCUUCAGUAGUGAAUUGUUUCGCCAUCUGCAUACGGUUUCUCAAACCCUUCCGCAAGUCACUUCAGCUGCUGAGAGGGAUGAGCUGUCUUUGCAUGCUUCUCUGCUGGUGGCUAGGGGUGAUUUGCUGUUAGAACCCAGCCUUGUUCAGUAUUCUGAUGUGGCGUCACAUCAGGCCGCUACUCGUGCUGCUUCGGACACAUUGGGAUUUGGUAGUGAGUCUGCUGUCUUUUAUAAAACGUCCAUGGUUUCUCAGAUUGAAUCACCCAGAAGUGAUGUUGUUAUGCAUGCAUACCCUUCGGGGCCUGAACCUUCUUAUGCCAUUGAGGGCUCCCACCACGUGCCCACUGUUUCUUACAGUUCUGCAAUACCUCUGCAUGGUUCUGUCGAUGUAUCUGAUCAGGGGUCCUUACUUAUCAAUCCUAGCCAUAUAUCAGUGCCUGAGUCCUCGUUUAUUACUCCAACUGCAUCAUUACUGCAGCCUCCUCCAGCCCUCUCUGGUGAUGGGGAAUGGUCUGGAGCCUCCUCUGAUAGUGAAUUGCUUUUACCUGACCCAGAUGGGCUGAGAACUCUUAACAUUUCCUCACCUGUUUCUGUAGCUGAAUUUACAUAUACGACAUCUGUGUUUGGUGAUGAUAUUAAGCCACUCUCUAAAAGUGAAAUGAUGUAUGGAAAUGAGACUGAACUGAAAAUGUCUUCUUUCAGUGACAUGGCAUACCCUUCUAAAAGCACAGUUGUGCCAAAGAUGUCAGAUGUUGUACAUAAGUGGAGUGAAUCUUUAAAAGAAACCUCUGUUUCUAUUUCUAGCAUGAAGAGUGUGUUUCCAGAGUCUCUUGUUUAUCCCACAACUAAGGUUUUUGAUCAGGGGGUUAGUCACGUUCCAGAAAUUAUCUUCCCAGUUCAACCUACACACACUGCAUCUCAAACAUCUGGGGACACUUGGCUUAAACCCGGGCUUAGCGCAGACUCAGAGGCAGCAUUCUCAGACGCUGCUUCUAGUGAAGGAGUACACCCUUCAACACAGCCCUUUUUCUAUGAGGCCGCAACUCCUUUUAAUACUGAAGCGUUGCUGCAACCUUCCUUUCAGGCUUCUGAUGUUGACACCUUGCUUAAAACUGCUCUCCCAUCUGUGCCUAGUGAUCCAGUACUGGCUGGAACUCCCCAGGCUGAACAAAGUAGCUCUUCCGUUUCUCAUCCCAUGUCAUCAGAGUCUGGUUCAAGCGAAAGCACGCUGCACUUUACAUCUGUACCUAUUCUCGAUAUAUCACCUUCUAAGGUGCACUCCACUCCACUUCAAGGCUUAACAGUUCCUCACUCAAGUAAGAAAUUUUCUGAACAAGGUUUGCUUAAGAGCAAAAGUCCCCAGCAAGUGCUGCCAUCUUUGUUCAGCAAUGACAAGUUUUUCCAAACUGCACAUCUGGAUGUUAGCCAGGCCUAUCUCCCAAAAGGGAGGCAUGCAUUUGCUACUCCUGUUUUAUCAAUUGAUGAACCACAAAAUACACUUAUAAACAAGCUUGUGUAUUCUGAGGAAAUUUUUACGAGCACUGAAAUUUCUAUUACUGAUAAGGUACUUACUGGUCUCCCAACGAUUGCUUCUGAUGUACUUUCAUCUACUGACCAUUCUGUUCCAUUAGGAAGUGGGUCCAUUUCCAUGACAAUGGUUUCUCCCAACAGAGAUGAUUCUGUGACCACAGCCAAGUUGCUUCUUCCUUCUACAGCUACUUCUAAGCUGACUCAGAGCGCCAGAUCUGAUGCCGAUUUAGUGGGAGGUGGUGAAGAUGGUGAUGACUAUGAUGAUGAUGACUAUGAUGACAUAGAUAGGGAUCGCUUUCCUGUGAAUAAGUGUAUGUCAUGCUUGCCCUAUAGAGAAUCCCGGGAAAAGGUAAUGAAUGACUCAGACACCCAGGAGAGCAGUCUUGUGGAUCAGAGUGACCCAAUUUCACCUUUGCUCUUUGAGAAUACAGAAGAAGAAAAUGGAGGCACAGGUGUAACUAGGGUGGAUAAGUCACCACCACCAAGUAUGCUACCCCAGAAUCACAAUGAUGGAAAAGAGGACAGUGACAUCCAAAUGGGUAGUGCUGUCCUUCCUCACACCCCAGGACCUAAAGCGUGGGCAGUUUUGACAAGUGAUGAAGAGAGUGGGUCAGGGCAAGGCACCUCAGAUAGCCUUAAUGAUAAUGAGACUUCCACAGAUUUCAGUUUUCCAGAUGUUAAUGCAAAGGAUACUGAUGGUGUCCUGGAAGCAGAUGACACAGGCAUAGCUCUGGGGUCUCCACGGUCCUCCACACCAUCUGUUACUAGUGGGCACUCAGGAGUAUCCAACAGUUCAGAGGCAGAGGCCAGUAAUAGUAGCCAUGAGUCUCGUAUUGGUCUAGCUGAGGGGUUGGAGUCUGAGAAGAAAGCGGUUAUACCCCUUGUGAUCGUGUCUGCCCUGACUUUUAUCUGUCUAGUGGUUCUUGUUGGUAUUCUCAUCUAUUGGAGAAAAUGCUUCCAGACUGCUCACUUUUAUUUAGAAGACAAUACAUCCCCUCGAGUAAUAUCUACACCACCAACACCCAUCUUUCCAAUUUCAGAUGAUAUUGGAGCGAUUCCAAUAAAGCAUUUUCCAAAGCACGUUGCAGACUUACAUGCAAGUAAUGGGUUCACUGAAGAAUUUGAGACACUGAAAGAGUUUUACCAGGAAGUGCAGAGCUGUACUGUUGACUUAGGUAUCACAGCAGACAGCUCCAAUCACCCAGACAACAAGCACAAGAACAGAUACGUCAAUAUCGUAGCCUAUGAUCACAGCAGGGUUAAGCUCACACAGCUUUCUGAGAAAGAUGGAAAACUGACUGAUUACAUCAAUGCCAAUUAUGUCGAUGGUUACAACAGACCAAAGGCUUACAUUGCUGCCCAGGGUCCACUGAAGUCCACAGCAGAAGACUUCUGGAGAAUGAUCUGGGAGCAUAAUGUGGAAGUCAUCGUCAUGAUCACAAACCUCGUGGAGAAAGGACGAAGAAAAUGUGACCAGUACUGGCCUACUGAUGGUAGUGAAGAAUAUGGGAGCUUCCUAGUCAACCAAAAGAGUGUCCAGGUGCUUGCUUAUUAUACUGUGAGGAAUUUCACCCUAAGAAACACAAAGUUAAAGAAGGGCUCUCAGAAAGGAAGAUCCAGUGGGCGCCUAGUCACACAGUAUCAUUACACCCAGUGGCCUGACAUGGGUGUUCCCGAGUACUCCCUGCCCGUGCUGGCUUUUGUGAGAAAGGCUGCCCAGGCCAAGCGCCAUGCAGUCGGGCCAGUUGUUGUCCACUGCAGUGCUGGCGUGGGGAGAACAGGGACAUACAUUGUGCUAGACAGUAUGCUGCAACAGAUUCAACAUGAAGGAACCGUCAACAUAUUUGGCUUCUUAAAGCACAUUCGUUCUCAAAGGAAUUAUUUGGUGCAAACAGAGGAGCAAUAUGUCUUCAUUCACGAUACACUGGUUGAGGCUAUACUCAGCAAGGAAACAGAGGUACCUGACAGCCACAUUCACUCCUAUGUUAAUACACUCCUCAUACCGGGACCAACAGGCAAGACAAAACUAGAGAAACAAUUCCAGCUUCUGAGUCAGUCAAAUAUUCUUCAGAGUGACUACUCUACAGCCCUGAAGCAGUGCAACAGGGAGAAAAACAGAACAUCCUCCAUCAUCCCUGUGGAAAGAUCAAGGGUGGGCAUUUCAUCCCUGAGUGGGGAAGGCACAGACUACAUCAAUGCAUCCUAUAUUAUGGUAAGUCAGAGACAUCGUGGGAGAAUCUACAAGCCCAUCUGUGUUACCAGAAUUAAUAAUGGUCAAAACAUGGCAGAGGAUGAGUUUGUCUACUGGCCAAAUAAAGAUGAGCCCAUAAAUUGCGAAAGCUUCAAAGUCACGCUUAUGUCUGAAGAACACAAAUGCCUUUCGAACGAGGAAAAACUGAUCGUUCAAGACUUCAUCUUGGAAGCAACACAGGAUGACUAUGUGCUGGAAGUAAGGCAUUUUCAGUGCCCCAAAUGGCCAAAUCCGGAUAGUCCCAUUAGUAAAACAUUUGAACUUAUAAGUAUUAUCAAAGAAGAAGCUGCUAACAGGGAUGGGCCCAUGAUUGUUCACGAUGAGCACGGGGGAGUAACAGCAGGAACUUUUUGUGCUCUUACAACCCUUAUGCACCAACUAGAAAAAGAAAACGCCAUGGAUGUUUACCAAGUAGCCAAGAUGAUCAAUUUGAUGAGGCCAGGAGUCUUCACUGACAUUGAGCAGUAUCAGUUUCUGUACAAAGUGGUCCUCAGCCUCGUCAGCACAAGGCAGGAAGAAAACCCAUCCACCUCUCUGGACAGUAAUGGUGCAGCUUUGCCUGGUGGAAAUAUAGCUGAAAGCCUGGAAUCUUUAGUCUAACGAAGAAAUGGUGUAGGACAUCCCUCAUCCAUGCAUUGUCUCUUUCUAAAAUUAGAAAAAAAAAUGAAUCCAGUUCUGUUAUUUGUUUACUUCUUGUGACCUGACAGUAACUAAUUCUGCUGCCAAAUUGACACAAUUAACAACGUGUGCCUUUUUGAAUGACUUCUUAUAAUUCACUUAUUAUGUUUGAACUAAAAUGAUUGAAUUUUACAGUGUUUCUAAGAAUUGAAUUGUGGUAUUUUUUUUCCAUAUUGACUUUAACAGAAAAAAAAUCAAUUUGUAGAUAAUAGGAAACACCAACCUUGGAAGAUAUUUGUUCUUAAGUGUCAAAUUUUUAGCUGUAUUUGUAGCAAUCAUCACAUUGGCUAGAAAUAUAACUUUUAAUAUAGUAGAUUGUAAGUAAACCACUUCAUCCCGAUAAUAGUCAACAUUUUACAACUGCAGUAUUCACCUGAAGUAGGAGUGAUAGUAACUUAUGUAAAUACUGCUCUGAUGUCUCCAUGGACCAAAUUUAUAUUUAUAAUUGUAGAUUUUUAUAUUUUACUACUGUGUGAGUUUUCUAGUGGUGUACUUGAGUUUAAAAUGUAGCUUACUCUCUGGUCUUACUUACUCUACAUGUCUUCUAAAACUGUAAAUGUGUUAUCCAAGAAACUAACCCUGUUUCUGCAUGUCAUUUUAACUUUUGUGAAAAUAGAAAACCACUUGUUUUAAAAGAUGUUUUUAUGAGAAUAACACCUCACCAAACAUUCCUUACAUGGUUUUUAUCUGAGAA